Schistosoma curassoni is the source of this 783-nucleotide messenger RNA. The record is from the annotation of a GenBank genome assembly. Lineage: Eukaryota; Metazoa; Platyhelminthes; Trematoda; Strigeidida; Schistosomatidae.
AUGUCAAUUUCUAAUGGUCACUGUAAUAAUUACUUAAAAAAAGAAAUCAAUGGUCUUAGAAAAUGGAAAGUAAAUGGUCAACAAACUAAUGGAAAAUCAAGUCAUAUACAAGAAAAUGAAAAACACAAUAUUAAUCAGGAUGGCAACUAUGAAAAUAGUUUACAGAAUGAAGAACAAAAUAAUCAAAUAAAAAAUAGUUGUAUAUUAAAUGAAAAUGGGAAUGGGACAAAAAAUGGUACUUUAAAAAUAGAAAAAUUGGAUGGUGAUAAUAACCAUAGUUAUAUGAAUGAUAAUGGUAAUAAUAAUGAGAAUUUUGUACCAAUAUGUAAACCUGGACGUUUCAUUUGUCGUGGAUUGUAUACAGAUAUACCACAUUUAUGCUCUGAAACUGGUUACUUAAUUUGGAUUGAACCAAAACAAACUAUGCGUGUUUUAUUUACUUAUGGAGAUACAAAUUGUGAUUUUCUAUGUUAUUUAGAACCAGAAGUUCCAGGUGUUGCAAUCAACUAUUUAGAGCCUAAUAGAAUAAAAUAUUUUCAAUAUUUUAAUGAAAAUGACUAUAGACCAAUACAAAUUCAUUCAGGAUUAGCUGCAUCAAUAAAUGGUUCCACUGGUACUAGAUAUUCAUGCAUUGGAACAUUGUUCAAUACAUUCUCUUAUGCAAUUGAUUCAGAAAAUGCUCAAUGUUUUAUUGAAUUAAAUGUUUUAAAUAAAAAACAAAUGAAUGAAUUAAUUGAACCAAUUUCGCGUCCAUUCAAAUUGAAUUUUCGUUUAGUUCUUUAA